CUACGAGUGAGUGGUCGAACAAACCCCCAGACACCAAAAGUAAAGCAAAGACCCUAAAGGCCGCUAACAAUCAGGGCGGGCAGGCCUGAGAAGCAGAACCGCCUCGCCCAGUUUGGCCCCAGUCUCUCGGCACGUGACAUCCUCGACUCCUCUCUUGCCUCAACCAUAACAUUCUCCCCCGAGGCAUCAUUCUCGUCGCAUAAUCCCUCUCUGCUUGGGCUGCUCUUGUCAGCCUUGGCUUACUGAAGUUGCUGGUUCACUCCGGCCGCGCCCCCCGACCUAUUGAGCUUCCGAACGAGCUGCAACCCUUUGGCUACUGCUUCGGCUCCCUUUAUACGUUCGCUGGACCUCACAGAUUCACGCCAUUUGUAGCUAGCCUCGAUGGUGGAAGCAAGCACGGGGCAAGAUCUCUCCGCAACCUCAGCCCCCGAGUCCGUGGGCAAAGAACCCAUUAACAUGACCCCCUCUGGCAAUGAGGACGCCAACGGUCCGGAACCACCUUCCGAACAUCCAGCCCCCGAUGCUGCUGAGACCCAGGGAUCGACCGCUGGCGCAUCAUCUCAGCCGGCCUCUCCACCGGUCGCAUCGACACCUAGUGCCUUGGCUGCGACUGAAAAUGCCGAACCGCCCAAGAAAAACCGUCUGCUGAUUCCAAUUCCAUCGCGACGGUCCUCCAAGACGGAUCAACACUCGACAUCGGAAAAGACUGCGGAAGCAACACAGGAUGAUUCCAGUCGGAGAGGAUCCAGAGUGAGCAUCUUGAAGAUCACACGGGAUCGCAGUCGGGCGAGUAGCAGACGGUCGCGACGGACUCAGCAAGAAGCGGCCAACGUGGAAAAGGGUCAGGAGACGACAACCCCGACCACACCUGAGAUGAACGGACCAGCCAAGCCUCACGAGAAGAAGGGAUCCAAGUUCUUUGCGUUCCUGAGCUGCUGUUCCUCGCCGGACGUGGAUGGCGACGAUAGUACCGUGCCUCCCAAGAAGACGUCGAAGCAGCCCCCUGUGUCCAAUCGGCUGCCCACUCCAGACAAAGCGGAAGCUCAUACUGGAGACUCGAGUACUGCUGAAUCGAGAGACCCCGCUUACUUUGGCGACGAGAAAGUCGUUGCGGUGACGGCGGAUCACCAGCAGCCUCAGGAGGAGGAGCGGAACGCUCAGGUUUCGCCCGAUACGCGAGGUGAGGGAGCUUCGACUGCUGCUAGUCAGCCCGACGUCCUGCCUGUGGACUCCAAGGAGCAUGAGCCCAAGGCGGCCGUGGCAAAUGGAGUAAUACCAGAGUCCAAGACCGACGUUGUGAAAGCCGAUGAGCAGAUCCCCGCGACCGACGCUGUCACAACCAACGAGACGACCCCAAAAAAGCCCGCAGCGGCCGAAGGCGAGACUCAAUCGCACGAAGAGGAACUAGUCCAGGCACCGGUUGUACUGCCCCCUCCUCCACCACCACCUGCCCCCGAGGUGAUCACCGCGACGGAGGGCGCCGAGCAGCAACAAUGGUUGCUGCCGCCAGCGCUCCCACACCUGUCGAACCGCAAGUGUCUGGUGCUGGAUCUUGAUGAGACACUCGUUCACAGCAGUUUCAAGGUUCUCGAGCGUGCUGACUUCACGAUUCCUGUGGAGAUCGAAGGCCAGUAUCACAAUAUCUAUGUGAUCAAACGCCCAGGCGUGGACCAGUUCAUGAAGCGUGUUGGAGAGUUGUAUGAGGUGGUUGUGUUCACGGCGUCCGUAUCUAAGUACGGUGACCCUUUGCUGGAUCAACUGGACAUUCAUAAUGUGGUGCACCACCGUCUCUUCCGCGAGAGCUGCUACAAUCACCAAGGAAACUACGUCAAGGACCUUUCACAAGUAGGCCGCGAUCUACGGGAAACGAUUAUCAUCGACAACUCGCCCACGUCUUACAUCUUCCACCCCCAACACGCGAUACCCAUCAGCAGCUGGUUCUCUGACGCUCACGACAACGAACUGUUGGACCUCAUCCCCGUUCUCGAGGAUCUGGCUGGGGCCCAAGUCCAAGAUGUCAGCAUGGUCCUGGACAUUACCCUCUGAAACGAACGUUUUGUCCGGAUCCCUCUUACGCCUAAGAUUCCCCAUUAAGCGAGUCCUUGCCUUGUGUUUUUGGUUUACCCUUUUUUCCUGUCGCGAGAAAAAGCUCUUUUUCCUUCUGCAGUCUCCUUCCCGGUUCCAGUACAACCCUCCCAGCUUCAAUUCCAGCAUUUUUGUGACCCACGCUUGCCGUUGUUCUUCUGCUCACAUUUACUUUGGGCCUACUUCGCUUCUUCAAUAUUCCGGACAUCGGCCCAGAUGGGGAACUGGUUCCCCGGGGGUCGUAGCCUGAAUGAUGAUGCAUUUGUCGUCAAUUUGGCCCCCGUCAUUAUAGCCCACGCAAUCAGCCUGGCAUCUUUGUUCUUCCAUAUUUUCUUUUGGUCGUCUAUCUUCCCGUGUCUUGCAGGUUUGGCAUUGUGAUCUCACUUAUCUGAUCAUCUUCCAAGCCAGCCAUUUUAUCGUUGCUCCUCCCCAUUUCCUAGUACCGUCCUCACCAUUGGAUCCUCCGUCAUGCCCCCCCUCUGAUCUUUCCUUGCUGUCUUGUCUCCAGUUCUCCUACCAAGUCCCGCAUUCUCCAAUGCAUUACGCAGGCGUCUGUUGGUUAUUAUGCCCCAUUCCCCCCUAUGUAUCCCCCCCCCUGUCAAGCCCGCGUCCCUUGUUAUUUUCCCCCAGCCUUGCUACGCUGCGUCCUGCUCUUCCAGUUCAAGACUCUGCAUAUCGCUGUCUGUUCUGUUCAUGCCGAGUCCGGUUUACCUCGGGAGCAGUGUACACUAAUAUUUGUCUUCCUGCACUCUGCUCGUGAACUGAUCGUUGGGAAUUGCAUCGUUGGAUUCAUUCCUUCCGCAAUGUAUAUGGCCCUCUAUUCGGCUGCGGCUCCGUGGCUCUCUAUGCUGUACAUAAUCCUUGAGAAGAUAUUUCAUCUGGAAUUACAGGACCUAAGCGUGUGAAAUAUUAAU
Molecule: messenger RNA, 2999 nt
Organism: Penicillium brasilianum
Lineage: Eukaryota; Fungi; Ascomycota; Eurotiomycetes; Eurotiales; Aspergillaceae
Source: the annotation of a GenBank genome assembly